AGAUGUGUUGGAGAUUCCUGACCCCAUGUUAAAUUUGAUGUCACCUUGCCCUCAUAUUAAUGCUCUUAUGGGUGGCAUUCCAGUACCAUGUUUGAUCGAUACUGGGUCAAUGGUAUCUACUCUUACGGAGAGUUGCUUUUUAAAGUACUUUGAGCCAUGGGGACAGGAACGCCUUCGGACCUGUCAAUGGUUGCAACUUAAGGCUGCAAAUGGACUUUCCAUUCCAUAUAUAGGAUAUAUGGAAUUGGAUGUUGAGCUUUGCGGGAAAUUAGUACCGCAAUGUGGUGUGCUAGUGGUCAAAGAUCCUCCGGGUGGCAUGAGUGCUAAGGUCCCUGGAGUUUUGGGGAUGAAUGUACUGGGUAGGUGUUACCAGGGACUCUUGGGACAACAUGGCCCCUCCCUUUUUGAAUUUCCGCCAGUAGCGAAUGCUCCCGGCUCUGUUGUUCGGGCAUUGCAAUAUUGUCACCAAACCAGCGCUUGUCCUCCAGUUGUGGAAACGGGUCCGGUUAAGACCCGCGGCCCUCGGGCAUACCGCAUACCUGGUGGCACCAUUAAGCUGGUAGCCGCAACUUGUUCGGAGCAUUAUUCUAACGUUACUGCGCUCCUUGAACCUCCAGAAUUUGGGCUCCCUAUGGGGUUAUUGGUUUCUCCUGCUUUGGUUCGAGUGGUUAAGGGCACUGUUUAUGUUCCAGUGGUUAAUGUAGGGAGUGCUGAUGUUUUGCUUUUCCCUCGCCGAGUAAUAGGCACUUUAACGAAUGUGAAUGUGGUCAGUUUGCCCCCAGGCGUCACUGAAGUGAAGUCUAUUUCCUGUAGGAUGUGGUCCAUCACCCCGCAAGUGAGUAUUCCAACGGUUCCAGGCCAAAUUGAUGCGUUGGACUUGUCCCUCCUGUCCAGCGAUGAGCAACGUAAGGUUAGGGCUCUCUUGGUGAAGUAUCAGUCGGUAUUUUCUGCUUUUGAAGGGGAUUUGGGGUGUACUAAUAUCAUUGCACACGAUAUUCCACUUAUAGAUGACACCCCAGUUCGACAACGGUAUCGGCGAAUCCCCCCAUCGGAGUAUGAAGUGGUAAGAGCACACAUUAAUCAGCUGUUGGAUGCUCAGGUGGUACGGGAGAGUUGUAGCCCCUAUGCCUCUCCAAUUGUGCUUGUAAAGAAAAAGGACGGUAGUCUGCGCAUGUGUGUGGACUACCGUCAACUAAAUUCUAAGACGAGGAAGGACGCAUUUCCAUUGCCUCGGAUUGAGGAGUCACUGGACGCCCUGACUGGUGCCCGCUGGUUCUCCACUUUGGAUUUAACCAGCGGGUACAAUCAGGUUCCCAUGUCAGAGGGGGAUAAGCCAAAGACUGCUUUUUGCACCCCAUUCGGGUUAUUCGAGUGGAAUCGAAUGCCGUUUGGGCUCUGCAAUGCCCCCAGCACAUUCCAGCGACUUAUGCAGCGACUAUUUGGUGACCAGCAGUGCCAAUCAUUACUUUUAUACUUGGAUGACAUUGUGGUGUUUUCUUCCUCUGUAGAGCAGCACUUGGAGAGGCUGGAGGUGGUCUUGAGCCGAUUGGAACAUGAGUGCCUGAAGGUUAAGAUGGAGAAGUGUGCGUUUUUCAAGACCGAGGUGAGGUAUUUGGGCCAUGUUAUAUCCGCCCAGGGUGUGGCAACCGACCCUAGUAAAACUGAAGCUGUGGCUCAGUGGCGUCGUCCAAACACGGUCACCGAAUUACGCUCGUUUCUUGGAUUUGCCAGUUACUACCGGCGUUUUGUCGAGGGGUUUGCUAGGCUGGCAGCCCCCCUGCAUAGGCUAGUGGCUGAGUGUUCUCGGGACAAACCAAAGUCUAAGAAACGAAACGGUUUAAGUUUGGAGGGCGCCUGGGAUGAGCAGUGCCAGUCAGGCUUUGAGCAAUUAAAAGAGAGACUAACCUCAGCCCCAGUGCUUGCAUACGCUGACUUUUCCUUGCCCUUCAUCCUGGAGGUGGAUGCUAGUCAUGGAGGGUUGGGAGCCGUCCUCUCACAGGAAAACGAGGGUAGGGUACGUCCCAUUGCAUAUGCGAGUCGCAGUCUUAGGCCCACUGAGCGUAAUAUGGAUAAUUACAGCUCCAUGAAGUUGGAGUUUCUUGCGCUCAAGUGGGCCAUGACUGAGAAAUUUCGUGAAUAUCUGUUGGGUAAUAAGUGUGUGGUCUUUACGGAUAAUAAUCCUCUCAGUCAUCUGACCUCGGCAAAACUCGGGGCGGUGGAGCAGCGCUGGGCUUCCCAGUUGGCGGCUUUUGACUUCGAGAUCCGGUAUAGAUCAGGAAGGAGCAAUAAGAAUGCUGAUGCCCUUUCCAGGCAGAAUCCACCCGAGCAAGGGGCCGUAGGCGACUUAGUCCCAGGGACGGUGGUACCAGUGUCAUUGCAGCAAGCUGUGGGGCUGCAGCCAAUUGUUGAAGCAGUACAGCGGGUGAUCACUACAAUGCCUGGUUACUCACCUGUCGAUUUGAGUUUGUUACAGGAAGAAGACCCUGUGAUUUCUGAGAUUUUGACUUUUUGGAGACGCAAGGCACGUCCUGGGUCUGAGGAGCGACGACGCAUGUCUACUCCAGCCGUGGUACUUCUCCGUCAGUGGGAUCGCCUGUUAGAGAGGGAGGGGGUACUCUAUCGCAGGGUUAGGGCUCCGAGUGGGGGAGAGGAGAUUUGUCAAUUGUUAUUGCCCGCGGUGUUGAGGUCUGAUGUCCUCAGGCAGUUACAUCAACAACACGGACAUCAGGGCAUCGAGCGUACCACUGAACUGAUUAGACAGCGAUGUUAUUGGCCUGGCUUGUCAUCAGAUGUGGAGCGGUGGUGCCAGGAGUGUGAGAGAUGUCAGGUAGCUAAAGAUUCGCAUCCUUUGGCUCAAAGCUUUAUGGGUCAUUUGUUGGCCUCUAGGCCUAACGAAAUUUUGGCCAUAGACUUUACACUGUUGGAACCUUCUAGGUCCGGAGUAGAAAAUGUGUUGGUAAUGACAGACGUGUUCAGCAAAUACACCCUUGCUGUGCCAACUAGGGAUCAGAGAGCGGAAACGGUGGCCCAGACCCUGGUAACUGAGUGGUUCUAUAAGUUUGGGGUGCCCAGUCGUCUCCACUCUGACCAAGGGCGAAAUUUUGAAUCUCUCUUGCUUCGCCAGCUUUGCAGCCUGUAUGAGGUAGAUAAGUCUCGCACCACACCCUACCACCCAGCUGGUAAUGGCCAGUGUGAGCGCUUCAAUCGAACUUUGCACAAUCUGUUGCGCACACUGCCCGUUUCCAGAAAGAGGGACUGGGUGGCUUGUCUUCCACAGCUCCUCUUUUCCUACAAUACCACCCCUCAUCAAGCCACCGGGGAGUCUCCACAUUUUUUAAUGUUUGGCCAAGAACCCCGUUUGCCAGUUGAUUUCUUGUUGGGUAGGGUGCAGGAACCAGUGGCAGGGAAAGUGCAUGAAUGGGUCGUCGAACACCAAACUAGGCUGCAAGUGGCAUUUGAAGGAGCACGGCAACGUUUACAGAUGGUAGCUGCGAGGCGUAAGGAAAGGCACGAUCAGCAUAUCAAGAAUGACCCUCUGGUUGAGGGACAAUUAGUGUACCUCCGUGACUAUGGGGUAAGGGGUCGCCAUAAGAUUCACGAUCUAUGGAGCCCAGUUGUCUACCAGGUAGUGAGAGGGCCUCGAGAGGGGGGUGCGGUUUACACUAUAGCACCAGUGAAAGAUCUUAAUUCAGUGAAAACUGUUCACCGCUCGCUGCUUAAGAGUCGGACCCAGAGGGAGCCCUCGGGUCCUGCCCUCCCCAGUAAUUCGGGUGGUCCCCUGGUCCCGGUGUCACUGCAGGAAGAGGAGGAAGAGGAAAUGGAUCUGGUGAGAGUGUCUACUGGAAGUUUCUCUGGUGGCCCUGGUGGUGUGCAGCUAGCUUCACCUAAGCAAAUUGCCCCACCAUUGGCAGCAGGGUCUUUAGACCCCAUCCCCAGGGGACGAGUGGUUAUCCCUGAUGAGACUAGUCGGGACGAAACUAGUUCAGUGGUGGGGUCCAUGCGAUGGGGUAGGGAGGCCGGGGGGGGCGAGGUACAGCAGCGGAGGACUGGAAGAGUGACUGCCGGCCGUCACACCAAUCUUUACCAUCUCCCUAGGUCUCUGUUGGAUGUGGCAUCCCCAGCGUCCCAUUCUGUAACUGCAGUGUUCAGACCUUGGAUCUGGCACGUUUUCCUUCUAUUGGGUUUUGUGGACAUGGAAGACGAGUUGCAAGAAUUGAGGGAGCUCGUGGCCCAAUUACGAGCUGAUAAUGCAAAGUUGCGGCAAGAUCAAGCUCUUGCAGGGCCUUCAGAUCUGGGCCAUGGUUCCAACGUACCUAGUCCGUCAAUUGCUCCUCUUCAGGCUAUUGAUGUGGGUACUAUUCCUACGGAAAGGUACGUUUUUAUACCGAGGGACCGAAGGUGCCCUAAAUUUAAUGGUAGAUCUGGUAUAGGAAUUAACGAAUGGGUUGAGGAGGCACAGGCCUGCAUGCGGUCCCGUCAUUUUUCCACAGCCGACAAGGCCUUCUUUCUUUUCGACCAUUUAGAGGGGGAGGCACGUGAUGAGAUAAAGUAUAGGCCUGUUGGGGAGCGGGAAGAUCCCGAAAAGAUUAUUACGGCUUUGAAAGAAGUGUAUGGCUGCUCUAAAUCAUAUGUUGCCUUGCAGGAGGCCUUUUUCUCCAGGAGGCAACAUGAUGGUGAGACUCUGUUGGAGUUUUCACUUGCUUUAAUGAGCCUUUUGGAGCAAGUCAAGCAGCAAUCGCCUACGGUCAUGUCAAAUACCGAAACCUUGCUUCGUGAUCAAUUCGUGGAGCAUGUGGCCGAUAGUGCUCUUCGCCGCGAGCUUAAACAGUUGGUUCGGCGUCAACCUAGUGCCACUCUGUUGGAGGUUCGCAGGGAAGCUAUUAGGUGGGAGCAGGAGGGCAUGCUGGGUGGGGCAAGAGGCCGCAGUCAUUCUCUCCCCUCGGCACAUGGUUUUCAAUACGGUGUACAGGGUGUUCGUCCGGGUGGUUGUGACUCUCCUCAGCGGUCUGAGAUGGGAUAUAUGGAAUUGGAUGUUGAGCUUUGCGGGAAAUUAGUACCGCAAUGUGGUGUGCUAGUGGUCAAAGAUCCUCCGGGUGGCAUGAGUGCUAAGGUCCCUGGAGUUUUGGGGAUGAAUGUACUGGGUAGGUGUUACCAGGGACUCUUGGGACAACAUGGCCCCUCCCUUUUUGAAUUUCCGCCAGUAGCGAAUGCUCCCGGCUCUGUUGUUCGGGCAUUGCAAUAUUGUCACCAAACCAGCGCUUGUCCUCCAGUUGUGGAAACGGGUCCGGUUAAGACCCGCGGCCCUCGGGCAUACCGCAUACCUGGUGGCACCAUUAAGCUGGUAGCCGCAACUUGUUCGGAGCAUUAUUCUAACGUUACUGCGCUCCUUGAACCUCCAGAAUUUGGGCUCCCUAUGGGGUUAUUGGUUUCUCCUGCUUUGGUUCGAGUGGUUAAGGGCACUGUUUAUGUUCCAGUGGUUAAUGUAGGGAGUGCUGAUGUUUUGCUUUUCCCUCGCCGAGUAAUAGGCACUUUAACGAAUGUGAAUGUGGUCAGUUUGCCCCCAGGCGUCACUGAAGUGAAGUCUAUUUCCUGUAGGAUGUGGUCCAUCACCCCGCAAGUGAGUAUUCCAACGGUUCCAGGCCAAAUUGAUGCGUUGGACUUGUCCCUCCUGUCCAGCGAUGAGCAACGUAAGGUUAGGGCUCUCUUGGUGAAGUAUCAGUCGGUAUUUUCUGCUUUUGAAGGGGAUUUGGGGUGUACUAAUAUCAUUGCACACGAUAUUCCACUUAUAGAUGACACCCCAGUUCGACAACGGUAUCGGCGAAUCCCCCCAUCGGAGUAUGAAGUGGUAAGAGCACACAUUAAUCAGCUGUUGGAUGCUCAGGUGGUACAGGAGAGUUGUAGCCCCUAUGCCUCUCCAAUUGUGCUUGUAAAGAAAAAGGACGGUAGUCUGCGCAUGUGUGUGGACUACCGUCAACUAAAUUCUAAGACGAGGAAGGACGCAUUUCCAUUGCCUCGGAUUGAGGAGUCACUGGACGCCCUGACUGGUGCCCGCUGGUUCUCCACUUUGGAUUUAACCAGCGGGUACAAUCAGGUUCCCAUGUCAGAGGGGGAUAAGCCAAAGACUGCUUUUUGCACCCCAUUCGGGUUAUUCGAGUGGAAUCGAAUGCCGUUUGGGCUCUGCAAUGCCCCCAGCACAUUCCAGCGACUUAUGCAGCGACUAUUUGGUGACCAGCAGUGCCAAUCAUUACUUUUAUACUUGGAUGACAUUGUGGUGUUUUCUUCCUCUGUAGAGCAGCACUUGGAGAGGCUGGAGGUGGUCUUGAGCCGAUUGGAACAUGAGUGCCUGAAGGUUAAGAUGGAGAAGUGUGCGUUUUUCAAGACCGAGGUGAGGUAUUUGGGCCAUGUUAUAUCCGCCCAGGGUGUGGCAACCGACCCUAGUAAAACUGAAGCUGUGGCUCAGUGGCGUCGUCCAAACACGGUCACCGAAUUACGCUCGUUUCUUGGAUUUGCCAGUUACUACCGGCGUUUUGUCGAGGGGUUUGCUAGGCUGGCAGCCCCCCUGCAUAGGCUAGUGGCUGAGUGUUCUCGGGACAAACCAAAGUCUAAGAAACGAAACGGUUUAAGUUUGGAGGGCGCCUGGGAUGAGCAGUGCCAGUCAGGCUUUGAGCAAUUAAAAGAGAGACUAACCUCAGCCCCAGUGCUUGCAUACGCUGACUUUUCCUUGCCCUUCAUCCUGGAGGUGGAUGCUAGUCAUGGAGGGUUGGGAGCCGUCCUCUCACAGGAAAACGAGGGUAGGGUACGUCCCAUUGCAUAUGCGAGUCGCAGUCUUAGGCCCACUGAGCGUAAUAUGGAUAAUUACAGCUCCAUGAAGUUGGAGUUUCUUGCGCUCAAGUGGGCCAUGACUGAGAAAUUUCGUGAAUAUCUGUUGGGUAAUAAGUGUGUGGUCUUUACGGAUAAUAAUCCUCUCAGUCAUCUGACCUCGGCAAAACUCGGGGCGGUGGAGCAGCGCUGGGCUUCCCAGUUGGCGGCUUUUGACUUCGAGAUCCGGUAUAGAUCAGGAAGGAGCAAUAAGAAUGCUGAUGCCCUUUCCAGGCAGAAUCCACCCGAGCAAGGGGCCGUAGGCGACUUAGUCCCAGGGACGGUGGUACCAGUGUCAUUGCAGCAAGCUGUGGGGCUGCAGCCAAUUGUUGAAGCAGUACAGCGGGUGAUCACUACAAUGCCUGGUUACUCACCUGUCGAUUUGAGUUUGUUACAGGAAGAAGACCCUGUGAUUUCUGAGAUUUUGACUUUUUGGAGACGCAAGGCACGUCCUGGGUCUGAGGAGCGACGACGCAUGUCUACUCCAGCCGUGGUACUUCUCCGUCAGUGGGAUCGCCUGUUAGAGAGGGAGGGGGUACUCUAUCGCAGGGUUAGGGCUCCGAGUGGGGGAGAGGAGAUUUGUCAAUUGUUAUUGCCCGCGGUGUUGAGGUCUGAUGUCCUCAGGCAGUUACAUCAACAACACGGACAUCAGGGCAUCGAGCGUACCACUGAACUGAUUAGACAGCGAUGUUAUUGGCCUGGCUUGUCAUCAGAUGUGGAGCGGUGGUGCCAGGAGUGUGAGAGAUGUCAGGUAGCUAAAGAUUCGCAUCCUUUGGCUCAAAGCUUUAUGGGUCAUUUGUUGGCCUCUAGGCCUAACGAAAUUUUGGCCAUAGACUUUACACUGUUGGAACCUUCUAGGUCCGGAGUAGAAAAUGUGUUGGUAAUGACAGACGUGUUCAGCAAAUACACCCUUGCUGUGCCAACUAGGGAUCAGAGAGCGGAAACGGUGGCCCAGACCCUGGUAACUGAGUGGUUCUAUAAGUUUGGGGUGCCCAGUCGUCUCCACUCUGACCAAGGGCGAAAUUUUGAAUCUCUCUUGCUUCGCCAGCUUUGCAGCCUGUAUGAGGUAGAUAAGUCUCGCACCACACCCUACCACCCAGCUGGUAAUGGCCAGUGUGAGCGCUUCAAUCGAACUUUGCACAAUCUGUUGCGCACACUGCCCGUUUCCAGAAAGAGGGACUGGGUGGCUUGUCUUCCACAGCUCCUCUUUUCCUACAAUACCACCCCUCAUCAAGCCACCGGGGAGUCUCCACAUUUUUUAAUGUUUGGCCAAGAACCCCGUUUGCCAGUUGAUUUCUUGUUGGGUAGGGUGCAGGAACCAGUGGCAGGGAAAGUGCAUGAAUGGGUCGUCGAACACCAAACUAGGCUGCAAGUGGCAUUUGAAGGAGCACGGCAACGUUUACAGAUGGUAGCUGCGAGGCGUAAGGAAAGGCACGAUCAGCAUAUCAAGAAUGACCCUCUGGUUGAGGGACAAUUAGUGUACCUCCGUGACUAUGGGGUAAGGGGUCGCCAUAAGAUUCACGAUCUAUGGAGCCCAGUUGUCUACCAGGUAGUGAGAGGGCCUCGAGAGGGGGGUGCGGUUUACACUAUAGCACCAGUGAAAGAUCUUAAUUCAGUGAAAACUGUUCACCGCUCGCUGCUUAAGAGUCGGACCCAGAGGGAGCCCUCGGGUCCUGCCCUCCCCAGUAAUUCGGGUGGUCCCCUGGUCCCGGUGUCACUGCAGGAAGAGGAGGAAGAGGAAAUGGAUCUGGUGAGAGUGUCUACUGGAAGUUUCUCUGGUGGCCCUGGUGGUGUGCAGCUAGCUUCACCUAAGCAAAUUGCCCCACCAUUGGCAGCAGGGUCUUUAGACCCCAUCCCCAGGGGACGAGUGGUUAUCCCUGAUGAGACUAGUCGGGACGAAACUAGUUCAGUGGUGGGGUCCAUGCGAUGGGGUAGGGAGGCCGGGGGGGGCGAGGUACAGCAGCGGAGGACUGGAAGAGUGACUGCCGGCCGUCACACCAAUCUUUACCAUCUCCCUAGGUCUCUGUUGGAUGUGGCAUCCCCAGCGUCCCAUUCUGUAACUGCAGUGUUCAGACCUUGGAUCUGAAUAACGUGAUGGUUGGAUGGUUCAUCGUCGGGGCGACGAUGCAAAGGGGAGGGGUAGAUUGUAGUGAAGUGCCGCUGUUUGUUGAUGUUCUCUCUCUAGAUUGAGACUCCGCCCUAGAUGCAUGCAGGUAAUCAGCACUCAAUUCAUUGAUAGAUUAAGGUAAUUCAUUCCAAGGGGUAUAUUAAAGUGGUGUCACCGGAGAUUGCGUGAAUGUGCGACCGCGUUCUAGCACGUCAUUAUUUUUGCGACUGUCUGGUGCUCUGGCUGAGGUGAGUGGGACGGCUGUUUUUUUUUUUUAAGGCUCGAGCCUAACGAACAUUAGAUUGAGUGUUACUCUUGUCAGGUUCUGGGCUGUUUGCAGAAAAGCACUCGUUGUGCUGAGGGUUGCAUGCCUGGCAACCCGCGCUGGUUGCCGUAGACGACCGUUUCGGGUAUGAAUUGCAUUCAGCAUCGGGGGUGUAUUGCUGCUUGACUUCCUGCUUAUCAUGACUGUUCAUCUCUUGCCGACUGGACGAGUGGCGCGAUCUCCGCAUGUUUGGUAUGUGCCAGCAAUUGUACAAUAGUAAAUUAAUGCUAUGCAUAUUUUAGCUCAUAGUCAGGCUUUUGCAGGUGACUUGAUCUGCCGUUUUAAGGGCACUUGAAGACUACACUUACCGGCUCUAGGACUUGUCGUCGCUGCUGUUUUGUUCCCAUUACAAUUUCAUUUAGUUUUUUUGUGUUCAUUCCUUUACCAACAUGCUUCAGUGCAGUUGCGCACGUCUGAGCACGCCUCCGCACUGCUAAUGUUUUAUUUUGUUUUUGUUGAGUGAUUUGGCUGUAUUAGUUGGGUGGGGGUAAUUAAUUAAUUUACAUUCUGUGUUUUUCUUGGGGUUGUUUUAUUAUUUGUGAUUUCGUUGAUGU
This is a messenger RNA of Pimephales promelas (fathead minnow), 9844 nucleotides long. NCBI's taxonomy places the organism in Eukaryota, Metazoa, Chordata, Actinopteri, Cypriniformes, Leuciscidae. The record is from RefSeq and is a predicted model, not a curated record.